Aaosphaeria arxii CBS 175.79 is the source of this 7779-nucleotide messenger RNA. Its product is annotated as putative polyketide synthase. Gene Ontology annotation, biological process: fatty acid biosynthetic process; secondary metabolite biosynthetic process. Lineage: Eukaryota; Fungi; Ascomycota; Dothideomycetes; Pleosporales. Gene Ontology annotation, molecular function: fatty acid synthase activity; phosphopantetheine binding; oxidoreductase activity. The transcript has 4 exons. The coding region runs from base 1 to 7641 and encodes 2546 amino acids. The record is from RefSeq and is a predicted model, not a curated record.
AUGGACUACGUUGACGACGAAGAGUGGGCGAGUGAGCCCAUUGCUAUCAUUGGCAUGAGCUGCAAAUUUUCAGGCGGCGCAAGUAGCCCAGCAAAGCUAUGGGACCUCAUGGCUUCCGGUCGGACUGGCUGGAGUGAAAUCCCAAAAGAUCGGUUCGACUUAAAGGGAGUCUACCACCCUAAUCAUGAGAGAACCAGCACGUCACACGUAAAAGGCGGCCACUUCCUGGACGAAGAUGUUGCAGCCUUCGACGCCGCAUUCUUCAAUUACUCGGCAGAGAUGGCACAGGUCGUGGACCCACAAUUCCGGCUCCAACUCGAAUCCACGUAUGAAGCCCUUGAAAACGCUGGCUUGCCUCUCUCGAAGGUGAUGGGAACCCAGACAUCUGUCUUUGCCGGUGUCUUCACACACGACUAUCAAGACCAGAUAAUAAGAGAUGAGGACCGGCUACCACGGUUCAACGUAGUGGGGACCUGGAGCCCUAUGUCUUCAAACCGAAUUUCGCAUUUUUACGAUUUCCGCGGUGCCAGUAUGACCUUAGAGACAGGGUGCUCGACAACAUUAGUAGCACUACACCAGGCCAUACAGACCUUGCGCAACCGCGAAGCCGACAUGUCCAUGGUGACUGGAUCCAACGUUAUGCUCAACCCAGAUACGUUCAAAGCAAUAGGUUCCCUAGGCAUGCUGUCCCCUGACGGCAGAUCGUGGGCCUUCGACUCCCGCGCCAACGGCUACGGUCGUGGUGAGGGUGUUGCGACCGUGAUUGUCAAGCGCCUAUCAGAUGCACUGGCAGCCAAUGAUCCCAUAAGAGCAGUCAUCCGCGAGACGGCCCUGAACCAGGAUGGAAAAACGGACACUAUAACAACGCCAUCUGGCUCUGCCCAAGUGGACCUUAUGCGCGAAUGUUACCGUCGCGCUGGCUUAGAUCCCCGAGGUACCCAGUAUUUCGAAGCUCAUGGCACUGGAACGCCUACCGGUGAUCCCAUCGAGGCCAGUGCAAUGGCCGCCAUAUUCGCCAAUAGUGAGGGCCGUGAAAGAGAGGCUAACUACCUGCACAUUGGCUCUGUCAAGACCAACGUUGGCCAUACUGAAGCGGCUUCUGGCCUAGCUGCCAUCAUCAAGGGCGUCCUUUGCCUAGAAAAAGAAUUGCUUCCACCAUCUGUAAAUUUGGAGACGCCCAACCCAAAGCUCAAGCUCGAUGAGUGGCGUCUCAAGAUAGUCAGGGAAUUGCAGUCCUGGCCGAAGAGUUUAGUCGACGGGCCAAAUCGUUUAUCAGUCAACAACUUCGGAUACGGCGGUGCAAAUGCCCACGUCAUUAUGGAGAGCGCCGAUCCGUGGACCUCAACGCCAGAAUUGGACUUUGGAGACACCAACGACCACGAUAAUGAUGAGGAAACUGACGCUGCUAAAGUGCUCGUACUCAGUGCCCGUGACGAACGAGGUUGCCAGCAAAUGGUGUCCGACCUCCGAGAGUAUUUGAAGAAUCAUGAGUCGCUUGAUCAUGAGGCCUCAAAGGCGCUUUUGAGCAAUCUCAGUUACACUCUGGGCGAGCGAAGAACUCUCUUCCAAUGGGUUGCGGCAUACCAGGUGCGGCUCAAUAACCACGGAACACUCGACGCCGCCAUCCAGGCCCUAGACACGCCUCGCUUCAAGCCUGCACGCCGACCAGCAAAUAGCCCCCGCAUUGGGAUGAUCUUCACGGGUCAGGGUGCUCAGUGGUACGCCAUGGGACGCGAACUCCUUUCCUCUUAUCCAAUUUUCCGUCAGUCUAUCGACGAAGCUGAGGCCCACUUGCGCGCCUUUGGCGCCAAGUGGUCGCUCAUUGAAGAAUUGAAUCGCGAUAAGGCGACAACUAAGGUCCAUACCACGAAUAUCAGCAUCCCCAUUUGCGUGGCCUUGCAAAUUGCCUUAGUACAGCUGCUCGAAUCGUGGGGUAUUCAGCCCACCGCUGUCACGAGCCACUCGUCCGGCGAGAUCUCCGCUGCCUACGCCGUGGGUGCCCUUACGCAUCGUCAAGCCAUGGCUGCAGCCUACUGGCGGGCCGUCCUCGCAGCAGAUGAAUCAAAGCGCCCGUCUGGCGCUCCUGCGGGUGCUAUGGCUGCUGUUGGCCUUGGGGCGGAGGCAGCCAAGUCCUACAUCGACAAAGUCUCAGAUAGUAACGGAAAGGCUGUCAUUGCAUGCGUCAACAGUCCCCAGAGUGUCACUGUUUCUGGCGAUUCUAGUGCUGUCCAAGAAAUUGAAGACAUGUGCAAGAAGGAUGGCGUGUUUGCGCGUAAGCUCAAGGUCCAGCAGGCCUACCACUCCCACCACAUGGAUCACUUCGCUGAGGCCUACCGCGAGCACCUUCGACUCGAGAUGUUCAAGGAUGCAAACAAACAGCAAGCUCCGAAAGAACUCAAGGCGAUCUUCUCGUCGGCAGUUACAGGGAGUCGUAUGACCAAUCUAAAAGACAUCGCGCAUCCGGACCAUUGGGUCGGUAGUCUAGUUGGAGCAGUGGAAUUCGUAGACGCCUUCACAGAUAUGGUUCUAGGUGAUCUUGAUGAUCCAUCGGGCAGGAGUGUCGAUGUUUUGCUCGAGGUUGGCCCCCAUACCGCACUGGGAGGCCCCAUCCGGGAGAUCUUAUCACUGGCUGAGUUUGAGGGCAUCGAACUUCCUUAUUGGGGCGCACUUGUACGUGACGAGCAUGCCGGAGACAGCAUGCGCUCGGCUGCCUGCAACUUAUUCCGCGAAGGGCUGCCAUUGAAUAUGAGCGAGAUCAACUUCCCUGUCUCUGCUUGUGACGAUGAAGGUCCUCGAGUUUUGACCGACCUGCCGUCAUACCCCUGGAACCACACUAUGCGCCACUGGCAAGAGGCACGAGUUAAUCGGGCAAUUCGCGAACGCAGCCAGCCACCCCACGAGCUACUAGGCAUGCCCGUUGCUGGCAAUGACCCCAGCAUGGCUGUAUGGCGCCGCGUCAUGCGGGUUAGCGAAACCCCCUGGAUUCGUGACCACAUGGUGCAAGGAGCGAUUGUUUACCCCGGGGCAGGUUCCAUCUGCCUGGCAAUUGAAGCUGCAAAGCAAUUGGAGGUGCAGAAGAGUGAGGCCUCUCAGCACAUUUCAGGAUUUCGUCUUCGUGACAUCAAGUUCCUUUUUGCACUAGUGGUCCCUGACAACGCAGACGGCGUCGAGAUACGCACUAUGCUACGGCCCGUUCCUGAGCGCGAGAUUGGCGCCUCCGGCUGGCAGCGAUUCGAAAUCUCCACAGUCACAUUAGAGAACCGAUGGACUGUGCAUGCUCAGGGGUUGAUCAAAGUCGAGCGAGAAGCUAUUUGCCCAGAGAAUCUAGCGGAGCGCAGUCCGAUAUCUACUUACACACGUCAUCCAGAUCCCCAGGACCUCUUCGCCAACCUCCGAGCACGCGGAGUUUAUCAUGGGCCUCUUUUCCAGAACACCACCAAAAUCACCCAGGAUGGGAAGGAACCGCGAUCCAUUUGCGAUAUUACCAUUCAGUCCGAGGCUUCGUCCGACACAGAUCCAGUUCUGGCGGCGAACGAUACCUUGAUUCACCCUAUCACAUUAGAUGCUGUUGUUGUGUCGUUCUAUUCCACGCUCCCGAGUGUUGGCGCCCUGCAGCAGGACCCUAAACUGCCGUCAUCUAUAGCAUCGUUGUGGCUGUCGAGCGACAUCAGCCACGAAAUUGGGCACACCCUGCGCUGCGAUACAUUACUACAGCACGAUGAUGCCCAAAGCGGCAGUGUUGACAUCAAUGUCCUCGAUCCCCAGACCGAUGCUACGGUGCUCAAAAUGCAGGGUCUUCAAUGCUCCUCUCUGGGGCGUGGUAGUGGAGCCACAGCACGCCAGGACGCUGCCAACAAGGGCACCACUAUUACCAGCAAGUGGGAGCAAGAUCUUUGCGGAAAGUUGGUUUGGAACACUGACCUAUCUCUCCAACAGCCCCAGGCUCUAGAGUUUAUCAAGAAGCAAUUGAUUUCUGCUCAGUCUGGUGUCACCGGCUCGGAGGACAUUGUCAAGGGCCUUGAACGUGCGUGCUUUUACUUCGCACAUGAUGCACUUCAAGCCGUGUCAAAAGAAGACGUAUCCCAGCCAUACCUCGUCAAGUACUAUGAAUGGCUCAUUGAAAUGGUCAAUAAGGCCAACAGCAAUUGGGCACGGGAUAGCAUUGAGGAGCGACAAAAUUGCAUCGUCGAUGUGGCCUCCCAGAGCUUCGAUGGCGAAUUAAUUUGCCGCCUCGGUCCCCUCCUUGCGAAGAUCCUCCGCAGUGAUCUUCCCAUGAAAGAGGUCACAGAGAUGCUCCAUGAGUAUAACGCCAGAUCGUUGCGUCAAGAACCAGCACUUGGUCAAUUCUCCACGCUGCUUCGCACACUUGCCCACAAGAACCCCGAAGCCAAAGUCCUCCAGAUCGGCGAUGGUUCUGGGGUCCAUGUCACACGUCGCUUGCUGGAGGCCCUCGGAACGCCCAGAAUGCCUCUGGUGGGCAGCUGGCACGUAACUGAACCCAAUUCAGAGGCCUUGGACGAAGCCCGAACGCAACUUGCCGACUGGGCUGAUCUGCUCGCUUUCGACCAACUCGACAUCGAUCGGAGCCCAUCCAAACAGAAGUUUGACCUUGCAAGCUACGAUAUUGUCAUUGCACCCCAAGUUCUACAUGCCACAAGUGAUGUUGCCCAGGCCACAGCGAAUAUUCACAGCCUCCUAAAGCCAGGCGGUACUUUACUGUUGGGCGAGACGACCAGCGGUCAGAUCGACACAGAUUUCGUAUUUGGUCUUUUACCAGGCGGGUUGGUUUCUCAGGCAUCUUCAUGGGAUGACUUGCUUGUGGGUACUGGAUUCACUGGCGUUGACCUUAAGGUCGGUAAUUCAGAGAGCGACGUGUUGCAUUCCAGCACGAUCAUCAUGUCCACGGUCCCAAUUGCCGAAGAUCAGAGACCUGAUCUGAACCGAGUCAAAGGCCAAGAGGAAUUCGCCGUUGUUACAACCAGCAUGACACCUCCACCAGCAGGCGUCGUUGACCUGCUCUCUCAUUCCAUUCAAGCCUGUGUCGGUACCAGGCCCGAGCAUCUCAUCCUCGAGAAGAGCAGCCGUGACGCCUACAAGAAUAAGAUUUGUGUAUUCAUAGGCGAGAUCGAAGAAUCCAUAUUGGUGAACCUUGACACAGUGCGCAUGGAGGGUAUUCGCUCCAUGGUCACGCAGUGCAAUGGCUUGCUAUGGGUCACCAAAGGCGGUGCCGUCGACAGCAAGACACCCGAACAAGCUCUCAGCCAAGGGUUCUUACGCGUGCUCCGCAACGAGUACGUCGGACGUCGCUACAUCUCUCUCGACCUGGAUCCCACUCCUGAAGCAAGUGUAUCAUCUCAGGGCAAAGAUAUCGUCGUUGCGACUAUCGUCAAGGUUCUCGAAGAAGCAUUCGGCCGUGCUGGUUCCGCCGAGGCUGCACCAGCUGAGUUUGAGUAUGCUGAGCGUAAUGGCGUACUACUUAUUCCUCGUGUCUAUAAAGACGAGCAGUACAACAAUAUGGUCACGGGUUUGACCGUGCCGACUUGGAGUGCAGCCUCACAAAGCAAGGAUAAAAACGCAGGCGACGAUUCCCCUGUCGGUAUCCCACUGGAGCCAUACUUCCAAGAGAACCGCCCUCUGCGGCUUGAAGUGGGUAUCCCUGGACACUUGGAUACAAUGGCCUUCGUUGAUGACAUGAAGCACAAUGGAGACCUGGCACCUGAGCAAGUUGAAAUUGCAGCACACGCCUAUGGAUUGUGUUCGCGAGACACGCUUGCUGCAAUGGGCCAACUCAAGGAUCGGUCCAUGGGCCUUGAGUGCGCGGGUGUCCUUCGCAGCGUUGGUUCUGAAGCCAAGUCACAGGGCUACAACGUUGGUGACCGUGUAAUGGCACUCCUACCAAGCAGUAACUUUGCCAGUCACGCGCGUGUCUCCUGGCAAAGCGUCGUCCCCAUUCCCGAUGGCAUGGACUUCAACACCGCCUCAUCCCUUCCCCUAGCCUACACGAUCGCUUAUCACGGACUCAUCAAUGCGGCACGACUCGUCGCUGGACAGUCGGUUUUCAUCCAUGCCGCCGCCGGUAGCCUAGGUCAGGCCGCCAUCAUGCUGGCAAAGCACUUGGGAGUGACGGACAUCUAUUGCACCGCUGGCUCCCAACAGAAGCGAAAGCUCCUCCAAGAUGAAUAUGGCAUUCCUGAAGAACGGAUCUUCAAUAGUCGUGAUACCUCCUUUGCUUCUUCUAUUUUAGCUACCACCAAAGGCCGCGGUGUCGAUGUCGUCCUGAAUUCGUUACCAGGGCCGUUCUUGCAGGCCACCCUCGAAACAAUAGCACCUUUAGGCCAUCUGAUCCAGGUCAGCAAGGAAGAGCAGGAGACCAACAGGCUAGUCGCCCUCGAGUCCUUCUCUCGCGGUGUUUCGUUCGUUACGAUUGACAUCCCCAUGCUCUUACGCAGUCGUGGACCUGAUGUUCAUCGUGUGCUUGGCGAGGUAUCUCGUCUUGUCAAUGAAGAGAAACUGAAGCCGGUGCAGCCCGUCGAUGUUCAUUCCAUGAAAGAUAUUCAAGGUGCCUUCCAGUUCGUACAAACUGGUGCACAAAUCGGGAAGGUCGUGAUUUCUGCUGGACCUGGCGAGCAGGCUCCCGUGGUCCCACGGCCUAAAGGUGUUACGCCUUCUCACCGAUUACGUCCCGAUGCUUCAUACCUCAUCAUUGGCGGUCUGGGUGGUAUCGGCCGCUCAAUUGCUUAUUGGUUAUUCCGUCAAGGUGCAAAGAACAUCAUCCUAAUGUCACGAAGCGCCAGUGAUCUCGAUCUCGAGAAGAACAAGAACACUGAAGGCGCGCUAUUCAUCAACGAGCUGCGUGCCGAGGGUUGCCGUGUGAUGCCCGUCAGCUGCGACAUCUCAAUCGCCAGCUCGCUCGUGAAGGCGCUCCAUGCCUGCGAGAUGGAGGGACUCCCACCUGUGCGCGGUAUAGUUCAAGGCGCCAUGCUCCUGCGCGAUGCUAUCUUCGAGCAGAUGACGCUCGAUGACUGGCAGAGUGGCCUGCGACCCAAAUACAAUGGUACCUUCAACCUCCAUACCGAGUUCUCGGAGCCUGGAUCACUCGACUUCUUCGUCAUGCUUUCAUCUGUCUCUGGUGUCUUGGGAAUUGCUUCGCAGGCCAACUAUGCAGCUGGCGGCUCCUACGAAGAUGCCCUUGCGCGAUGGCGCCAGUCGCAAAGUCUUCCUGCUGUCUCCAUCGACUUGGGCCCAAUCUCAGAUGUUGGAUACGUUUCGAAGGAGGCAAAGGUUGCCGAGCGCUUGCGCAAAGAAGGCGACUUCGCCAUGCUCGACGAGGACAUCGUCUUGCGCGCGCUGAGCGCCGCUCUUGCAGAUGCCUCUUCUCACCAGGAAGCGGCCUCCCUAAUUGGGGCCACUAUUGCUUCCAAGCUCGCCGACAUCUUUAUGACACCUGUUGCUGAGAUUGAUCUCGCCCAGCCGCCGGCCUUCUUUGGUGUCGAUUCCCUCAUCGCUGUUGAGCUGCGCAAUUUGCUGGUUCUUCAGGCUGCGGCUGACAUAUCUAUCUUCGAUAUCUUGCAGACUGGUUCCCUAGCUGCACUCGCUACCACCGUUGCAGAGAAGAGUCGUCAUCUCAAAAUUGCUACUUAACAUUUAUAGCCCAAUACAUUCUAUUCCCAUCUCUCGGCGUUUCUCCACCUCUUUCUCCUGGCAGGACUACAUCACAUACAGUACAUAUAUCGACCUUUGUUCAAGCCUUCCAGGUGUACCCAUUUUUAUAGAAACCAU